This is a messenger RNA of Paracoccidioides brasiliensis Pb18, 843 nucleotides long. RefSeq lists its product as uncharacterized. The coding region runs from base 1 to 843 and encodes 280 amino acids. The record is from RefSeq and is a predicted model, not a curated record. Gene Ontology annotation, molecular function: oxidoreductase activity. The transcript has 6 exons.
AUGGCUGCUUUCACCCUUCAAUCCACCUACAAACUGAACUCGGGACACAAGAUCCCUGUCCUGGGAUUUGGUGUGUAUCAAACACCUCCCGAAAAAACUGAAAAAGCGGUGUUGAAAGCUUUGGAAUUGGGGUAUAGACAUAUCGACUCCGCGCAGGCCUAUCGCAAUGAAGCCGAGUGCGGACAGGCCAUCCGGAACUGUGGCCUUAAACGUUCAGAUAUUUUCUUUACCACAAAAGUGCCACGGAGUGCCAUGGGUUACCGGGAAGCCAAGAACGCGAUCGAUUCGAGUCUAAAGGCAGCCAAUAUUGAUUAUAUUGAUCUAAUCCUCAUCCACGCCCCAUAUGGCGGACGGGAAAAACGCGAAGGAACAUGGCGUGCUCUCGUAGAAGCCCAAAAAGAAGGGAAAAUUCGCUCUAUUGGAGUCUCCAACUACGGUGUCCAUCACUUGAACGAGCUAGAGGAGUAUAGCAAAGUUGUUGGUGGGAAGAUUGACGUCGGUCAAUAUGAGUUGCACCCCUGGCUCUCCCGCGAGGACAUUGUCGACUGGCUUAAAAAGCGCAACAUUGUGAUUGAGGCUUAUAGUCCCCUGGUGCAAGCAACCAAGAUGGAUGAUCCCUUGCUCAUGAAUUUAGCCCGGAAACAUAACAAGACACCUGCGCAGAUUCUCCUUCGUUGGAGCUUGCAGAAGGGUUUUGUUCCCCUUCCUAAAUCCGUGACCGAUAGCCGUAUCACGGAGAAUACAGGAGUUUUCGACUUCGAACUCUCCGCUGAGGAUAUGGGUGCUUUGGACACAGGCAAAUAUGAACCAGUCUGCUGGGAUCCCACAGUAUCCAAUGACUAG